AUGGUACUUAAGCUACCACCACUUGAAUUUACUGAAGCACUUACAGAUUCGCCUGAAUUUCGUGAAAAAUUACGUCAACAUGAAAAUGAACUUGAGAAUACAUCAAAUGCAAUAAAAUCAUUAAUUAAAAAAUUAAAUGAAGUUAUGGUAGCAAAUAAAACUUUAUCAAAAGCAUCACGAGGUGUUGCAGAAACAUUAAAAAGCUUUAAAUUUUUCGUUGUCGGAAGUAAACAAACAGAAGAAGAACGAGAUAUAGAAUCAUCACUUUCAUAUAUGGGUGAAGUAUUACAUCGAAUAGAGGAAGCAAGAGAUGCACUUAAUGUUUCAUCUGAAACAUAUUUAAAAAAAUUAGAUGAAUUUCGAAAAACAACAAUUGGAAAAGCAAAAAAUAAGAAAAAAGAAUUUGAUAAAACAACACAACGUUAUUGUACAAUGAUUGAAAAUAAUAUGAAAAUACCAACGAAACGAUCUGAUUUAUUUCAAGAAGCAGAUGCAAAUCUUCAAAUGCAAACAAAAAAAUUUCGUGAAGAAACACUUGAUUAUGUUUUUUUAUUACAACAAGUACAAGAGAGAAAAAAAUUUGAUUUUGUUGAAACACUUUUGGCUUUAAUGCUUAAUUUUUUAUCUUUUUAUCAUGCAGGACAAGAAAUUUAUAAAGAAUUUGAUUAUUUUAUUCGAUUUUUACAUUAUCGUGUAUUAAAAUGUCGAGAAAAUUUUGAUUGUUUUCAACGUGAAGGUGAAGAAUUAAAAUGGAAAAUGUUAAUGAGACCAGAAGAGCAUUUACUUAAAAAUCAAGAAUUCGAUCGUGAAGGUUACUUAUUUCUUAUUGAAAGAAAUAAAAUUAUUGGUACGACAGCAGCAACUAAACAUUAUUGCCAAUAUAGAAAAGAUAUUAAUCUACUUCGAAUGAUUACUUUUACACAAACAAGUACAAAGCAGUUAACUCCAUAUGAUGUAUUUGUUCGUCAUUGUGUUGUUCAUCCAGCUGAUGAAAAAUUAGAUAAACGCUUCAUGUUUGAUUUACAUAUUAUUGAAAAAGGUGGAUCAUCAGAUAAAAUGUCAAUAUUUACAUUUCAAGCUACGAAUGAAGAAGAUUUCGAAGGAUGGAUAUCGAUCACUGGCGGACAAAUAAAUGUAUCUAAACCAGAACUAUCAUUAAAAACUGAAAUGCAAAAUGAAUUGGAUGAUUCGGGUAUUGAUUUUGUUAAAAAAUGUAUUCAAGUUAUUGAACGACGUGGUCUUGAUGAACAAGGUCUUUAUCGUAUUGUUGGAAUGCAAUCGAAAGUUAAUUCUUUAGUAGCUGGUCAUUUUGAUGUACAUAAAACACUUGCACAACGAUUAGAAACUCCUGUUGAAGAAGAUAUGGAAUUAAAAACUAUAUGUUCAGCACUUAAACUAUUUUUACGAACAUUAAAAGAACCUGUUUUUACAUUUAAAUUACAUAAUCGAUUUAUAGAAGCAGCAAUGAUUGAUGAUAAAGCUGAACGUAUUCGAACACUUCAUAGUUUAAUAAAAGAAUUACCUAAACAAAAUUAUGAUUUAUUAUAUAUUCUUAUGACACAUUUAUAUAAAGUAUCACAACAUAAUGAAAAAAAUCUUAUGACUCCUGUCAAUUUAGGUGUUUGUUUUGGUCCAUCAAUACUUCGACCAGAAUUUGAAACAGUUUCAUCUAUAUAUGAUAUUAAAUUUCGUAAUGCUAUUGUUGAAUUAAUUAUCAUACAUUAUGAAAAAAUGUUUAAAACUAAACUUGAACAACAAGAUAUUGAUGAAAUGGUUGGUUCAAGUGAACAAGAUCAAUCUAGUGGUGUAAAUUUAACCAAUUCAUUAUCAUCAUUAGUUUCUCUUGCAAGACGAGCACCACCACCGACUAGUGAAAUGAUUGAAACAACAGCUGAUGCACGUCGACGAGGUUUAUAUAAUCCAGAUUAUCAUAUCAAUGAAACAAAUAAACAUUUAUUUCCUCAUAUGCCAGAAGAUAAUAUUAAAAAAGAAUUCAGUUCAAGCAGCAGUUUAGAAUCUCUUAGUAAUGUAUCACCAGCUGGUACACAAUCAAUACAUAGUUCCAAUGCAUUCAGUAUGAUCAGUAGUCAAGCGCGCUCAACUUCAUCAUCAUCUUUUCUAAAGCAAUUAUCAUUACCUGACAAUCAAAGUCGUUUAUCGACUACAAAUACUAACAUUUCAAUAUCGUUAAAAACUGAACCAAUUAGCAUUUCACCGUCAACAAUAACAACAACAACGAGAACAAACGUUACAACUCCUACGUUGAAAUUACAAACUCGCGCCAUAACAUUAUAUCCUUGUACAGCUGAUAAUGAUUCCGAAUUGUCAUUUAAUGCAAAUGAAAUUGUUACUCAGAUUCGACGGUCGAAAGAACCUGGUUGGUUAAUGGGUACAAUCAAUGGUAAAACUGGUUUAAUUCCAGAAAAUUAUAUAAAUUUUACUGGUGGUGUAUGA
Rotaria sp. Silwood2 is the source of this 2454-nucleotide messenger RNA. Lineage: Eukaryota; Metazoa; Rotifera; Eurotatoria; Philodinida; Philodinidae. The record is from the annotation of a GenBank genome assembly.